This is a messenger RNA of Danaus chrysippus (African queen), 1065 nucleotides long. Lineage: Eukaryota; Metazoa; Arthropoda; Insecta; Lepidoptera; Nymphalidae. The record is from the annotation of a GenBank genome assembly.
AUGGUAGAGGGUUGGAGGUUGAUAGUAGAUGGACUGGAAGCAAAAUGUGCUUUAAGAUAUGUCAUAUUCAGCCAAACGGAAGAUUUAAACAAAUUGAGACCGUUCUUGCCUAAUACUGGUGUAAAAAUAUAUAAGAUACCAUACAAAGAAAUCGAAUUAUGGUCCAAUGUUGAUACACCCCCUGGAAUUAUUGGUGUGUUUGAUACACCUACAGCAGAUAAUGUGAAGUGGUUAAGUCAACCCAUGCCAAUACAUUUAAUAUGUGACAAUGUACGAACACCUGGCAAUCUUGGAGGCAUACUAAGAGCGGCCGCUGGUGUGGGGUGUGAAAAAGUUUUAUUAACCAAAGGUUGUGUAGAUCUCUGGGAUCCAAAAGUAGUAAGGAGUGGUGCUGGAGCACACUUCAGACAGCCUAUCAUAUCAUCGAUAGAUUGGGAAGAACUACCUAAUCACUUAGCAAAAGAAACAACGAUAUUCAUAGCAGAUAGUAAUGGAAAAUUGAUGAAUGACGAUUUUGAAUCGGAAAAUGAUUUGGUCUGCAAUAUACCGGUUGUACCUUAUUAUAGUGUUGAUUUUGGUAUCUUAAAACAUAUAACACUUAUUAUUGGAGGAGAAACGGAAGGUAUAAGUGAAAACAGUUACAGGUUGGCAGCUAACAAAAACGGUCUUAGAUUAAAUAUUCCGUUACAAAAAGGAGUUGAUAGUCUGAACACUGGAAUGGCAACUGCUGUAAUAGCCUUUGAAAUGAGAAAACAAUUAAUACAGGUCCAGGCAAAGGCUCAUUUAGAUAAGCAAGGAAUGAAUAAGGAGGCGUCGUCGGUCAAUACUGUAGGUGGUGCGGUGGCCGUACAGAGCGCAGGCGUGGACCCGCGCCCCCCACACCCUGCUCCUCCGUUGCUCACGGCCCCCGCCGGCGGCCCACUCACGCAACUCGCGAACAGGAUCUGUCAGCUAAGUUUCGAUAACAGGACAGCUUUCGCCCAGCAUCUAGUUUUUCUUGAAAGCUCGUGGCCGUUGACACUGCAGCGUGCGGGUCCCGCAGUGUGCAAGUGUGUGGUUGAUUAG